GACGAGCAAAGACGGCCAGGGAAACAUGUCCAGCAAAACAGAGAAGAGUUGUGGAGGAAGUGUUGCUAAAGACAGCAAACCGGCAACAGACAGUGCAGCAUGCACCGAGAAUUUAACAGAAACUGAUGCUUUCAUCCGAAGUGCAUUGACUUUGGAUCCUGCAGAGGAGUACAAGAUGAGGAACAAACGGCGAGGCCUUGCUCUAAUUUUUAACCAAGAGCGUUUCUUCUGGCGCCUGGGGUUAAACGACAGACAUGGAACCAAUGCUGAUCGCUACAACUUGGAGAAAAGACUGCUGGAGCUAAACUUUGAAGUCCGGAGUUUUGAUAACUACAGACAGGUAGAAGUCCUGGAAAAAAUCCAAGAAGCUGCCAAGGACGACCAUUCAGAUGCUGACUGCUUUCUGCUCGUCUUCUUGAGCCAUGGCGAAAAUGAUCACGUUUACACCUACGAUGACAAGAUUAGCAUCCAGGAUAUCACAUCCAUGUUCAAAGGAGAUAAGUGCAAGAGCCUUGUAGGAAAACCAAAGAUUUUUAUAAUACAGGCAUGUCGUGGGGACAAACAUGACAAUCCAGUGACUCCCUGUGAUGCAGUAGACAAUGAGGUACUGGCUAAUACAGUAGUGGUGGAUGCCAGUGCUGUACACACCCUCCCUGCUGGGGCUGAUUUCAUCAUGUGCUACUCAGUGGCUGAGGGUUACUAUUCCCAUCGAGAGACCAUCAAUGGUUCGUGGUACAUCCAGGAUCUGUGUGAGAUACUUCAAAGAUUCGGGGAUUCCCUCGAAUUUACAGAGUUGCUCACACUGGUCAACAGAAAGGUGUCGAUGAGGAGUGUUGGGAACUGCACUGACCGCAGUGCUAUUGGAAAAAAGCAAGUGCCUUGCUUUGCUUCAAUGCUUACAAAGAAACUAUACUUUCGACCAAAGAAGUAACUUCCUGUGGUUAAAUGAGUUGGUUUCGUAUUGAUUCCUUUAAAGAAAGCGCCUUCUGAGCAGAAUUAAAUUGCUCUUUUUCUUUUCAGUCCUCAUGAAUUUAUCACUAGUGUACACUAUGAUUUACAUUUAUGUCUUGAAUAAUCAAGUAACUGACAGUAAUAUUUCCAGGGAAAUUAGUUGUAAUAAAAUUACAGGACCCACAUUUGUUUACACUGACUUUGACUAGUCAGUCAUUUUAUUCUUGAAAAUACUUCAUGUGGAAAUGGGAAAAGUGCACAUUAUGUGUCAGUUUUGCUCCAAACCACAAAGUUAACACAUAUUUUAAACUACAUUUUGUAUUAUUCGCUUAGGUUUUCAUUAUGUUGGAAGGUGUUCCCGUUAUUUUGUCCAGCACCUGUCGAUCAAAACACCUUUUGCACUUUCCUGCAGGAUUAUUUUGGACCCUACUUUCUUGUUGAUUGCUUUUAAAUCACUGCAGAAAUCAUUCCUUAGUUUUCACAUUAUUCCACAAUGAGCUAAGAAACAACUGGACAUUUGCACUGUUCUCCUACAAAACACUGUCACUGGUGGAGCUGGAACUGUCAGAGAGGGGUGUUUUUUUUAUCUGUUUAAGUCAGUUGCAGGUAUGCGCCAGUUAUUUGUUUUCCAGUUAGCUUGUGGGAUAGCUGAUCUAACAGCACAACCAGGAAAAAGUGCUUUCAAUUAUUUCAUCUCCAUCAGUUUAGUCAGUUUAUGUCACUGUUGCUUCACACAUUAAAUAAUCUGUCAUAACAGCCCAAGCUCCAAAUACACAUGCUGCACCUUCUAGUUUGCUCCAUAAAAAGGGAAUUCAUGUUCUUGUGGUUCUUUGUGUCAUGGCAGUUUAUGGUACAUUUGAUGCAUAUUUGCACCCAAAAUGACAACAAACAGGAGUAAAUAAAUACCUCAGGGAGGAGAACAUGUGGGGUUGUUUUUCUUGAAGCUGUACUGUGGACUUCAAUCACUUUCAUCUGUGUCAAGAAAACUUCAGCUAUCAGAGUACACACUGAUUCUGUAUUUUUGUGCUCAUAAUAUUGUGAUUUUGUACAAAUGCAGUAAUUUAGCUGCAGGUUUGUUCUUAAAUUCUAAAUAAAAAAAAGAAGAAAC
Messenger RNA from Melanotaenia boesemani (Boeseman's rainbowfish), 2059 nucleotides. Its product is annotated as caspase-6-like. The record is from RefSeq and is a predicted model, not a curated record. The transcript has 8 exons. NCBI's taxonomy places the organism in Eukaryota, Metazoa, Chordata, Actinopteri, Atheriniformes, Melanotaeniidae. Gene Ontology annotation, cellular component: cytoplasm. Gene Ontology annotation, biological process: proteolysis; apoptotic process. Bases 26 to 931 code for a protein of 301 amino acids.